AUGUCGUCCAAGCCAAAUAUUCGAGUCGAAACUGCUCGCGAAGAGGACAUGCCGCGAUGCAUGGAACUCGUCCUCGACGCUUUUGGCCCCUUUCCCAAUUUCGACCUCAUUGGGGGUCCCAACACCGAAGAGAAUCGAAAGCUGAAUGCGGAACGCCAUUUGCGUGGUUAUAGGGAGCAUCUGGAGAAGUAUCCUUCCGUGUCACCGGGGAUCAAAUGCGUGUACACGGAUCCCCAGACGAGAGAGGAGAGGAUUAUUGGGUUUGCGGAGUGGUUUGUUUGGGAUAGGGAGAGGACUGAAGAGGAGUACAUGGUUGAGAACUACAUUCUGCGGAUGGAGUGGAUCGAGGAUGAGGUGAAGCGGAAGAGGUGUCUGGAUGCGAUGGAGCCGGAGAUUGCGCUGCGGAGGAAGAUAAUGAAGGGGAGGCCGUUUGCGCUGCUUUGUUAUAUGUGUGUUGAUCCGGGGUAUAGGAGGCGGGGGGCGGCGACGGCGUGUGUGCGGUGGGGGAUGGAGAGGUGUGCUGAGUUGGGGAUCCCGGGGUAUCUUGAGGCGAGCGAGGAGGGGAUGAAGACGUAUAAGACGCUUGGGUGGGAGGUGUAUGAGGGGGGUGAGGAGGUAGGGAAGAUGAUGUUUCCGCCAAUGGUUUGGUGGCCUGCCAAUGCGGAGAGGUGGUGA
Trichoderma reesei QM6a is the source of this 675-nucleotide messenger RNA. RefSeq lists its product as uncharacterized. The transcript has a single exon. Gene Ontology annotation, molecular function: acyltransferase activity, transferring groups other than amino-acyl groups. NCBI's taxonomy places the organism in Eukaryota, Fungi, Ascomycota, Sordariomycetes, Hypocreales, Hypocreaceae. The record is from RefSeq and is a predicted model, not a curated record. The coding region runs from base 1 to 675 and encodes 224 amino acids.